This is a messenger RNA of Diuraphis noxia (Russian wheat aphid), 1825 nucleotides long. RefSeq names its product Synapse-associated protein 47kD. Gene Ontology annotation, biological process: regulation of short-term neuronal synaptic plasticity; TORC2 signaling. Gene Ontology annotation, cellular component: cytoplasm; Golgi apparatus; nucleus. Lineage: Eukaryota; Metazoa; Arthropoda; Insecta; Hemiptera; Aphididae. The record is from RefSeq and is a predicted model, not a curated record.
UUUUCUCUAAAUUUAAAUCGAUUACCGCGUACUGUUUUUCCUGUGUUGCCCGUGCGUACUACACUACAACUACUCACUACUCAGUACUCACUAUAUAAUCACUACUCGGUAGUCCGUAGUUCCGUACUCCGUGUUGACAGAACACUGAACAGUCAAGUCUCCGACGUACUAUUGGACGGACCUAUGUCGUUGCUUAGUUGGCGUCACGUUCGCAUACAUUUCGAAAAAUAUUGCCAUCCGUUCCGUAGCUAUUAAUUCCAUUUAUACAUAAACAUUUYAAAAUCAUUUUGUGUUCAAACAGUUUUCUAUACAUCAAUAGCAAUAAUUACCGUUUCUGUUAAGCAAUAUAUAUUUAUAUACGAACUAAAAUCUUUGAUAUUUACUUAUAAGUUUUCGUAAGUUCAGUGUAAAAAAAAAAAACUGUUGUUAAAAUGUUUAACGGAAUCACUAGUCAGAUGAGUAGCUGGAUCGGUAAAAAGCAAGAGGAUGUAGAAGAAACUGUACCAUCACCAAAGACUGAACAGCCAGAGKAGUACAUUGAAAAAAAAGAAGAUUUAAGCCCAUCAAAACCGCCCAGUAAACUAGAGAUGUUGGGAAAUGUGAAAAAUCAAAUGUCCAGUUGGUUGGGAAGUGGUAUAUCUGGCUUGCGUAAAAGUGACAGUGAAGUUGUACCAGAUCCCCCUGCAGAACUUUUACAAGAAGCUGCCAAAGAAAGUUUUAAAGAGAAAGAUGACGAUAACUCUAGUGCUACUGGAGAUCCAGAUACUCCUAUUUCAGAAGGAGAGGAUGAUUUGGGUAAUAAUCAAGGAGGAAAUGUAUCAACUAAAGCUUUACAAGGAGCAAAAUCGAUAGGAAGCUUCUUAUAUAGUGCUGUGAAUAAAGCAGGAAAAACAGUCAGUGAAGCAGGAGCUAAAAUCAAGAAAACUGUUGGAGAAAACGGAAUACUUGGAGAAUUAAACAAAGAACAAGAGUCAUUUUUAAAAGAUAAAAAAGAUAGUGAGGUUGCUGCUGUUCCACCUUGGAUUGGUCACCCAAAUGAAGAAGCUGUGAAAGCUGAAUGUCUUGCAUUAUCUACAGAUAAACGUAAUUUUGUACGCAGUCCUCCAGUAGGUGUAGAUUUUAGUUUCAAUUAUGAAACUUCAUAUCCUGUCGCUUUGGCUAUUUUAGCUGAAGACCCAAACUUAGAGAAAAUGCGAUUUGAUCUUGUUCCCAAAAUAAUAAAUGAAGAAAGUUUCUGGCAAAACUAUUUCUACAGAGUCAAUUUAAUUUGCAAUGCAAGCAAUUUGGAAUCACUAGAGACAACAGAUUACAAAACAGCAUCAUCAAAUGUCAAUUCUGAUUUGACAGACACCACAAAAAAUGACAAUUAUAUGAAAGAAUCAGAGUUUGUAUCAGACACAUUUGCAGAACAUGAUACAAAUGAAAUAAAUGAAAUAAGGAAGAGUUUGAAAGAAAGUUUGGGCGUUGAGUCUUCAGAAAAUGAAGAACAUUGGGAAAAUGAGUUGGAGGCAGAACUACAAGAGUAUGAGAUUGUCAAAAACAAUGAUGAUGGCCAAACAGACAAUACAAAAACUGGAUUCGGUGAAAUAUAUGACCUCAAAUAAUUGUUUAUUACUUAGCUAUUAGGUCUCAAAAAUAUUGUUAAUUGAUUUUUUAAGGCUGGUGUUCUAUGUAGAAUCUAGAUUAAAUAAGUAAUAAUGAUUGACUGUUUAAAAUUUUAUUAUUUACAAAAUUAAUUCUAUUAUAAUAUUAUAAUGAAACAGCCUAACCAAACAUUUAUAACCAUUUAUGGUAAACUUAAAAAAAUUACCUUCAUGUUGUUAAA